Messenger RNA from Nasonia vitripennis (jewel wasp), 1601 nucleotides. RefSeq lists its product as uncharacterized. The record is from RefSeq and is marked validated. Lineage: Eukaryota; Metazoa; Arthropoda; Insecta; Hymenoptera; Pteromalidae. Gene Ontology annotation, molecular function: protein binding.
AGUCGAAUCUACGGAUGUCGUAGUAGGAUCAUAUGUUGCCCCCGUGGGCCGGUCAUCUGCGGGUGCAGGCGCACUGGUGUAAUUCUCGAAAAGGAGCGAAGAUACGAACCGAUUUUCGUCAGAGGGACAUUGCUUUUGGCGGAAUGUAGCUUUCUUUUGAAAUUUAAAGGGACUAAUUUCGUUGCGAUUCUCCUAUUGAAUCUUUAGUUUGGAGUGCGUGAUGUGAAGAAAACACGGAGACACGAGCUCCUCCCAUGCCAGGAAGGAAAAGGAUGCAGGAGAAGACGGUUGGACUACGAUGAACUGCAAUUAGACGAAGCAGAAGAAGUAGAAGAGUUCACCAUGACCUCUCUAGGAAAGCUUGUUUUUCUAGACACUCACUCAAGGCAUCCUAAACAAUUAUUCUCUAGUACUACAUCGCAGAAUAGUCAGGAAUCUUUGUCAUUGGCAUUUGAAAAUCUUUUUUACAUGCCAUAUAACAUCACUGAAAACUAUGGAAACACUGUUCAUACCUUGGAUAUUAGUCACAAUCACUUUGGCAGAAAUUUGCACUUCCUGGCUGAAUUUGAAAAUCUGACUUCCUUAAAUUUGGAUCAUAACAACAUUGAUGCUUUCACGAUUUUUCCUCACAUGCCAAAAUUGCAGCUCCUCUGGCUGAACAAUAAUAAAGUCGAAGAUUUAUUUCCCUUUUUAAAGAAUUUAUAUGCUAGUUUGCCCAAUCUGCAAUAUCUGAGUCUCAUGGGAAAUAAGGCAGCUCCCAGCUACUUCAAUGGUGGAACUUUCUAUGAUUAUCUCCAGUACAGGUUAUUUGUCAUCUCGUGGUUCCCGCGCCUCGUGCAUCUAGACGAUCGCGUUGUCACGCCGGAACAACGUGCCGAGGCCAAGAGACUUUUCAAGAGGCCGUUUUUUGAACAAUUGGUCGAAAAUACGGAACUUCCUGAGUGCCUUAAAUUUUUGCACGGCAAAUUAGCGUCGAUCUUUGCCAAACCAGUGACAGUGCCAGAAAAGUUCAACCCUAACAAGGGAUCAAAUCUUAUUGUUUAAGUCAGUAUUAUUAUGUAACUAUCACUUUUCGAAUAGAUUUUUAACGUAUUUACGCGUUUUUAUACAAUAUUGUAUAAUAAGAGAAUUUCUAACACGUUUCAUAACUAAGUUAUCAAAUAGAUCUAUCCAUGAAUGCUUUAACGUCUUUAUGGCGGCAGCUAUGUUAAUUUUUUAAUGGGAUUUAUAUAACAGUGCAAUAUUUAUAUAGGCGUAUUCAAUGCAAACAUCUUUUAUACAUGCGAUAUUUUAUAGGAUUUUUAUGGUUCGCGGAGUUGAGCAAAUUUAAAUUUUGUAUAGUUUAGAAAAUUUUCAAUUUUACUAUUUAGCUAAAGAACGCACAUAGGUGAAAUAUUUUGUACGAUUUUUAUACAGCGACCGUUAAAAUUCAGUUUUCCAACCUUUUUGGUACUAUGCUAUGAAAACCAAUGACAUUCCAAAAACUAACUUUUGUUUAGUUAUAAUAAAAGUGUAAUGACUAUUAAGAUUUUAUUAUAAAUAGGGAGCGAAACGUUAUGAGGAUGAAAAAUAAUUUUAAUAAAAACGUUUCAAACAAUCAA